Messenger RNA from Cinclus cinclus, 1842 nucleotides. Its product is annotated as serine/threonine-protein kinase PAK 3-like. The transcript is spliced from 15 exons. Lineage: Eukaryota; Metazoa; Chordata; Aves; Passeriformes; Cinclidae. The record is from RefSeq and is a predicted model, not a curated record. Gene Ontology annotation, molecular function: ATP binding; protein serine/threonine kinase activity. Gene Ontology annotation, biological process: intracellular signal transduction; regulation of MAPK cascade; regulation of actin cytoskeleton organization. Gene Ontology annotation, cellular component: cytoplasm.
AUGUGGGAAGGCCAGGGUCCUCCUGGGCCAGGCAGGAUGGGCCAGGCCAGGAGCUGCUUCGGCUCCAGCUGUGGCUCUGAGCUGCCGCCCAAAGAAGAGCGAAAGACACCUUUCCUCCUCAAGGGAAAACCGGUGGUCACCAAGUUGCAGCUCUGCCUGGCCAGGGACCAGAUGUGGCUGCUGAAUGCCAGCAAGGAGGUGGCUCUGCAGACACAACUAGAGCAGCAGCAAGAAGGCAGCAAUGAGGAUUCCACCUCCAUCAUCUGGCCCAGUGGCUCCUGCAUUGGCAAACUUGGAGGCUGGGAGCAGCGGAGCCUGAUGCCGGUUCUCCCCUCUGUCAAAAACUCCCAGGCGCUGAAGGAGCUGUGGGUGGACACACUACAUGGUGUUUCAGAAGAGUCUGCAAACUUGCACAGCAGUGCUACCAUGAUUGAGCAACUCGUUGCUGCAGUUUGCACUGUUUAUGGCAUUGGUUAUUCAGGCUAUUACCUGACUAACCUGGGACGUCACCUGAGAUGUGUAUUCAGACGUGCUGAUCCUGAGAGCCCUGAACCCACAGCAGACUCUCCACUGACUCUCUCAGUCCCUGGAGAUGUGGCCAAAGAGGAGCUGAAUGACCACAAUCCUCCAGCUGUGCUCACAGCACAACCUGAAUAUUCCGAGCCGACUCACGGGGAGCUGUUCCCAGCCCAAGAGCAUUAGAAGCAUCUCAGGCAGCAGGUGGAAGAGGUACAGGGGAAUGGCCAGAACAUUAAGGCAGAGCCACAAGCAGAGCUGCCCGAAGCUCCGAUUGCCAUCAUGGCAGUGAGGAGGAGGAACAAGGAAGACAUGAGAAGACUUCAAGAUCACUGGAAUCUCCAUAGACAGAGGGGUGAUUUACAAAACCAGGUGAGUGUAAGAGUGGCUGCCACUCCACUCAAGAAAAUUUCUCUCUCUUGUUGUUUACAGAACUUCAAUGAGGAGCUGCCCGCAGAGCUGCAUAAAACUCAGGCUAUGCUCAAAGCAAGGGAGAAGAGGCUGGGGGAAGAAAUGAAAAUCAUGAAAGAGAAAAUGAAUCUCCUUCAGGGGCAAGAGGCUCUAGAAAAGACAGUGGCCAUAAAGAAAAUUAAUCUCCACUCACUGAGGAAGAUGCAAGUAACUGUUAAUGAAGUCAUGGUUAUGAAGAGGAAUAGGAGUCCUUGUGUUGUGAAUUAUUUAGACAGCUACCUUGUGGAUAAGCAAUUCUGGCUGGUGAUGGAGUACAUGGAUGGAGGCACUCUGAGCAAUGUCAUCAGCAGGACCUUCCUGUCUGAAGAUGAGAUGGCAGCUGUCAGUCACCAGUGCCUGCAAGGACUGGAUUUUCUUCACUCAAAUCUUGUCAUCCACCGGGAUGUGAAGAGCCACAACAUCCUUCUCAGAAGCGAUGGCUCUGUCAAGCUGGCUGAUUUUGGCCUCUCUGCUCAGCUCACCCCAGAGCAAAAUCAACGGUUGUCAGUGAUUGGGACUCCUUGGUGGAUGGCACCUGAAAUUGUGAAAGGUCAACCAUAUGGCUACAAAGUGGACAUAUGGUCUUUUGGAAUUGUGGGAAUUGAAAUGGUGGAACGAGAAGUUCCUUAUGAGAGUGAACGUUCCCUCUCACCUCAGCUCCUGAUAGCCACAGGAGGGAGACCAAAACUGCAGCAGCCCGACCUCUUCUCUCCUUUGCUGUGGCACUUCCUGAGCUGCUGCCUGCAGAGAGAUGAGGCUCGGCGCUGGACUGCCAAGGAGCUCCUGCAGCAUCCAUUUGUAACAUCAGCCAAGCCACUGUCAACUCUGGCACCACUCAUCAUUUCAAUGAAGAAGAAGAAGGAGACAAGAAUGUAA